Macaca mulatta (Rhesus monkey) is the source of this 1937-nucleotide messenger RNA. RefSeq names its product cytochrome P450 family 4 subfamily F member 22 (gene CYP4F22). Gene Ontology annotation, molecular function: heme binding; iron ion binding; monooxygenase activity. Lineage: Eukaryota; Metazoa; Chordata; Mammalia; Primates; Cercopithecidae. The record is from RefSeq and is marked provisional. Gene Ontology annotation, cellular component: endoplasmic reticulum membrane. Gene Ontology annotation, biological process: ceramide biosynthetic process.
GUUAAAGGGUUGGGCUGCGGGACGGCGCGGUCAGAUCCCAGGUAGUGGCGCCGGUGGAUCCGGAUCAAGGGCAGGAGGCUGAGACCCGCGGGUGCUGGCCCUAAAGCAAGGAUCUGAGUGCAAGUAAUUUUUUUUGGGAAGUGAUCGCAGAAAAUACCAGCAAGGAAGAAGAAGGUGAACUCAAAAGAACUGAAAACAGGAUGCUGCCCAUCACAGACCACCUGCUGCACCUCCUGGGGCUGGAGAAGACAACGUUUCGCAUAUACGCGGUGUCCACCCUUCUCCUCUUGCUGCUCUUCUUCCUGUUCCGCCUGCUGCUGCGGUUCCUGAGGCUCUGCCGGAGCUUCUACAUCACCUGCCGCCGGCUGCGCUGCUUCCCCCAGCCUCCCCGGCGCAACUGGCUGCUGGGCCACCUGGGCAUGUACCUUCCAAAUGAGGCGGGCCUUCAAGAUGAGAAGAAGGUACUAGACAACAUGCACCAUAUACUCUUGGUGUGGAUGGGACCUGUCCUGCCGCUGUUGGUUCUGGUGCACCCUGAUUACAUCAAGCCCAUUUUGGGAGCCUCAGCUGCCAUCGCCCCCAAGGAUGACCUCUUCUAUGGCUUCCUAAAACCUUGGCUAGGGGAUGGGCUGCUGCUCAGCAAAGGUGACAAGUGGAGCCGGCACCGUCGCCUACUGACACCUGCCUUCCACUUUGACAUCCUGAAGCCUUACAUGAAGAUCUUCAACCAGUGCACUGACAUUAUGCAUGCUAAAUGGCGGCGUCUGGCAGAGGGCUCAGUGGUCUCCCUUGAUAUGUUUGAGCAUAUCAGCCUCAUGACCCUGGACAGUCUUCAGAAAUGCGUCUUCAGCUACAACAGCAACUGCCAAGAGAAGAUGAGUGAUUAUAUCUCCGCUAUCAUUGAACUGAGUGCUCUGGCUGUCCGGCGUCAAUAUCGCUUGCACCAUUACCUCGACUUCAUUUACUAUCGCUCGGCGGAUGGGCGGAGGUUCCGGCAGGCCUGUGACAUGGUACACCACUUCACCACUGAAGUUAUCCAGGAACGGCGGCGGGCACUGCGUCAGCAGGGGGCCGAGGCCUGGCUUAAGUCCAAGCAGGGGAAGACCUUGGACUUCAUUGAUGUGCUGCUCCUGGCCAGGGAUGAAGAUGGAAAGGAACUGUCAGACGAGGAUAUCCGAGCUGAGGCAGACACCUUCAUGUUUGAGGGUCACGACACAACAUCCAGUGGGCUCUCUUGGGUGCUGUUCAAUUUGGCAAAGUAUCCAGAAUACCAGGAGAAAUGCCGGGAAGAGAUUCAGGAAGUCAUGAAAGGCCGGGAGCUGGAGGAGCUGGAGUGGGACGAUCUGACUCAGCUGCCCUUCACAACUAUGUGCAUUAAGGAGAGCCUGCGCCAGUACCCACCUGUCACUCUUGUCUCUCGCCAAUGCACGGAGGACAUCAAGCUCCCAGACGGGCGCAUCAUCCCCAAAGGAAUCAUCUGUUUGGUCAGCAUCUAUGGAACCCACCACAACCCCACAGUGUGGCCUGACUCCAAGGUGUACAACCCCUACCGCUUUGACCCGGACAACCCACAGCAGCGCUCUCCACUGGCCUACGUGCCCUUCUCUGCAGGACCCAGGAACUGCAUCGGACAGAGCUUCGCCAUGGCCGAGAUGCGCGUGGUUGUGGCACUAACACUGCUACGUUUCCGCCUGAGUGUGGACCGAACGCGCAAGGUGCGGCGGAAGCCGGAGCUCAUCCUGCGCACGGAGAGUGGGAUCUGGCUCAAGGUGGAGCCCCUGCCUCCGCGGGCCUGAGCGUGGGCGCGAUCCCUGCGGAUCCCAGGAGUCCAGGCCCCUCCCAGACGGGCCGAGGCCACGCCCCCGAAGGACCAGGACUCGCCCCAAAGAUCCCGAGGGAAUAGGCCACUCCCCUCGAAGUUCAGGUUCAGCUCCUGG